This is a messenger RNA of Patella vulgata (common limpet), 5210 nucleotides long. Its product is annotated as zinc finger protein 502. The transcript is spliced from 2 exons. The record is from RefSeq and is a predicted model, not a curated record. NCBI's taxonomy places the organism in Eukaryota, Metazoa, Mollusca, Gastropoda, Patellidae. The coding region runs from base 143 to 2749 and encodes 868 amino acids.
AAAUCUUUCAAGAUGGCGUAAAUAAUUUGAGAGCGAUGAAAAUAGUACAUAAAUUAGCCGAAAUUGCACGAUUUUAGAAGACAGCUGUUUGUAUUUAGAUGUAAAUUCACCACAACUUAGUUAGCAUUUAUUGGUCAAAGCCAUGGAGUUUAACAAUCUACUUGUAUCACCAAUCGGGAAUGGGGAUUGUUCAGAGGACAAGGUGUCUGAAACUUUAAACGAUGAUUCACAGCCAGCUUCUGUCAACUGUGGUGCUUCAGCAGCUUCUAGUGACAUCUGCUCUUUUAGUCCGCUUAACAAACAAUCAAAUGAUCUCAAUCCUUCAAAUAAAGAAACAGGAAAUGUUGUCAUCUUGCCGCAUCAAAUACGGGAGCGCAAGAACUUUCAUCAAGACUCGUCAAAUUCAAAAAGCAUUAUAUCAACUAUAUUGAGUAACAUCAGUUUGCGUUUAAAAUCUAGAGAAACGGAAUCCGACAGUGACACCAAAACGUCGACAAACAAAGAGCAUUUCAUCAACGAGGAACAAAUGGAGGACAGUAGUUCAGCCUCUGAAGAUUCUGACGAGGAAGAAAUGGACACAGCAUCAAUAUUAUCCAAUAAUGAAGACGAAACUGAAAAUUCUACUGAUGAAGAAGAAUCGAUCGAUUCAGAUGACUCAACGUCAACGCCAUCUUUAGACGAAAAUACAAAUUUUGGAGAUGUGAGAGAAGCUACAUGCGAUGAGCAUGUAACUGAAGCUGAGCCAUUGGGGAAUUUUUCAGAAGACAGUUUGGUUAGAGACAAAUCGCGCAAACUUACAAAAGAUAAUUUUUCAGAAGAUGAAUUUCAAGAUAAGGACAAUUCUGUUGAAGAUGUUCAUGUAUCAUGUAAACUGCCAAUGGAGAAUUUUUCAGAGGAUAGAUUUGCUGAAGAGAACAAUUCUGUUCAAGAUAAAUCAUGCAAAUCAAAUAUGGAAUCUUUUCCAGAGGAAAAAUUCACUAAAAAGGACAAUUCUGUUCAAGAUGAGUCAUGCAAAUCUACAAUGGAAUAUUUUUCAGGGGAAGAACUUGCCGAAAAGGACAAUUCUGUUAAAUAUGAGUCAUGCAAAUCCACAAUGGAAAAUUUUUCAGAGGAAGAACUUGCCGAAAAGGACAAUUCUGUUAAAGAUGAGUCAUGCAAAUCUGCAAUGGAAUAUUUUUCAGAGGAAGAACUUGCCGAAAAGGACGACUCUGUUAAACAUGAGUCAUGCAAAUCCACAAUGGAAAAUUUUUCAGAGGAAGAGCUUGCCGAAAAGGACAAUUCUGUGAAAGAUGAGUCAUGCAAAUCUACAAUUGAAAAUUUUUCAGAGGAACUUGCCAAAAAGAACAAAUCUGUUAAGGUUAAGUCAUGCAAAUCCACAAUAGAAAAUUUUUCAGAGGAAGAACUUGCCGAAAAGGACAAUUCUGUUAUGGAUGAGUCACCCAAAUCCACAACGAAGGACAAUUCUGUUAAGGACAAGUCAUGCAAAUCCGCAAUGGAAAAUUUUUCAGAGGAGGAACUUGCAAAAAAGGAUAAUUCUGUUCAAGAUGAGUCAUGCAAAUCUACAAUGGAAAUUUUUUCAGAGGAAGAACUUGCCAAAAAGGACAAUUCUGUUAAGAAUGAGUCACCCAAAUCCACAAUGGAAAAUUUUUCAGAGGAAAAACAUGCCAAAAAGAACAAAUCUGUUAAAGAUGAAUCAUGCGAAUCAACAUUUGAGAAUGUUUCUGCUUCCUUUGAGGCAAGAUCAGUUGAUUCUCCCAAGGCCCAGUCAGACGUCCCUGAUUCUUUUAAUUCUUUUGAGCCAAGAACAAUCAAAGAAGAACCAGUUGAUAUUGAGGUGACCGAUAUCCAACAAACACCUCCUCGUUCUAAAAAACGUAAAAGAUCUCAACCCUCCAUAGAAUUGUCAAGUGAUGAUAUUAAAAACGAGCCCACUACACAACAGGAGGAUAAGGCUUUUAAAUGUGGAAUCUGUGGACGCUCGUUUCAGUGGAAUAGUCAUUUAGAAAUUCACGUCCGAUGUCACACGGGGGAGAAACCGUAUCAGUGCGGUGUCUGUGAAGCGUCAUUCAGUCGUAAAGGUUGUCUACAGUCACACAUGAGAACACACACGGGUGAAAAACCCUAUAAAUGUCAAACGUGCGGGAAAGCUUUCGGAAAACGAGGACAUUUGCAAGUUCACACCAAAAUUCAUACCGGCGAGAAGCCGUACAAGUGUACCGAAUGUCACAUGGCUUUUCGUAUUAACGGGAAUCUUCAGAAACACAUGACCAUUCAUACCGGAUUGCGGCCAUUCAAAUGUGAAAUCUGUGGAAAUACGUUCAGUCGUCAAGACGGUCUUCAAUCCCACCUUCGCUCUCAUUCUGGCGUCAAACCCUGCGUUUGUCAAACAUGUGGCAAAGGAUUCAAUAAAAACAAUGACUUAGAGCGCCACAUUCGCACCCAUACCGGGGAUAAGCCGUAUAAAUGUGAUUAUUGCGAGAAGGCGUUUUAUUCGAGCACGGAGAGGGUGCGUCACACAAAAACACACACCGGCGAGAAACCUUUUAAAUGCGGAGUUUGCGAACGAAGCUUCAGUCAAAGUGGUGAAGCUCAGAUUCACAUGAGACGCCAUAUUGGACAUAGGCCUUAUAUUUGUGGAACCUGUGGAAAGGCCUUCUAUGACAAUUCUGGCCUUAAAAAGCAUUUACGAACACAUGCACGAAAGUUGGCAAAAAUGGGAAUAACUGUGCCAGAUUUACCCCUGCAGUAGUAAAACAAAUUAGUUACAUGUAGAUUGCCCGCCGGGUUUCGCAAUGAGUUAUUUCCCUUUUGUCCUAAUCAAAAGCAACUUUGAACAUUGUGAAGUAUGUGGUAAUGUUUAUUUGGAUCAUGUUAUUUGAACUGUUGUUUUAUAAAGAUGUUAUAUGUUGUACUACAAAAUAGUAUAUCACAUAGAUUUAUUUCAAAUUUUAUUUUAUUCAGUAAUGAUGACUAUUUGGGGUUAGUGGAUUGAAUGAAUGUCUGGUGUCGAGUUCUCUCAAUCCCUUUUUUUCCGGCAUUGGUUUCCGCUUGUCGGUGGUGCAGUCCAUGAAAGGGGGCCUAGCGAGGGACAGCGUAUAGUCGUUCUGAUGAAACGUCCUACUGUUCAGCUCCGAACUGGGCUAAUGAAGACGGGCAUAUGCCAUACAGGGAAAUUUUGCAUGGACGGCGGCACUACUGCCAUCGCUUAUAUCGAAUUCCAACUGUCAUGGGAUCUUUUACGUGCACGCCAAUGUGUACACGGGACCUUGAUUUUUCGUCUCAUCCAAACGACUAGACAGCAGUUUUUGUCAGGCCCUCCGUCCUGCGUCACUGACAAGGGGGAACCCUUGGCAGUUGUAAUUCCGUCAUGGUGUACACCGGUCAUGAAUAGCCCAGUCAAAGCAUAACAGUGGAACGUUAAACCCUGUUUCAUUUUAUUUCUCUUAAUCCCAAAAAUAGUGAAAAGCGAGUGAAAGGGGGAUAUUUCGGGCUACAAAGCUUGCACCAACUGCGUGAGAAAAUAUGAGAACCAACCAUGACAGCUGAAACAUUGGUUGCGUUUAUUACAUCACGAUUCUACUCACACCACUUCAGUUGUCGGGACUGACAGAACUGUGCCAGAACUGAAUUCAAUGUCACUCAAUCGCAAUUCUGUUAAUUCGCGACGUCCCCAAUGAAAACAAUCUUGCAUCUUAUCAAAAUAUUUCUAAAGGUAGUUGGGGGGGUUGGGUGGUCGAAUGAAUAGUGUGUGCUUGUUGUAACGUAAGGUCUGUCAUUGAGUAAACUGGCAUGGUUUCGAUUCCCUGGUUGUAUGUGACAAAAAGUAGGGUUGCCUAUCCAACCUCGUUGGUUUUCUCCGGGUCCACCGGUUUCCUCCUACUGCUAAAGACCCCUACAGACAUGCAAAUUAUUGAAAUAAAUUGAACCAUGUGUUAGUCUCGAAAUGACCUAGUUUGAGUCAAGUGGACGUUAAACCCCAUUUCCCUCUCUCACUCUAAAGUUUAGAGUUAUCUUUGUGUUUAUAAGUACAUGUAUAGGGCUGAUCGCUUGUCAGUCCUGAACUGAAAUUCGGAAUUCAGUCUUGUCACAGUUCUGAUUAGGGAGAUGGUGUGAGUAGAAUCUGACGUAAGCAUCUCUUUUUAGCAAUCAUAAUUGGUUGAGACAAUGUCUUAUGUGUUGUAGCAGGAAUACCCAAUUUCACUUGAUUGUCACUAUUUUGGGGAUCGGGAGUAUUCAAUUCCGCAACUUUAAUCAAGUAUCCCCAUGGUGACAGUUUGAUUGGCUAAAUCUAUUUGUUAAGGCCAGCUCAAUUUCUGUCAAAGUCGCUGAGAUGUAAUUAGAGCAUGUGAUUGUUUGCGAGAUUGUAGGUCAGGGUAAGCAUUAGGGCUAGGUCCAGGGUUAGGGUUGGUAUUAGCGCUAGGCCUUUUUAUAUCUUGUGGAGCCACGGUGGCUAGGUGUUUAAGAUGCUGGCUCGCUAGCCUGGAGGUCGGGUGUUCGAUCCCUGCAUUGGCCGAGAAAGUUCAUCCAGAUUUUCCGACGUGGUUUCCCCUUGUCAGUGGUGCAGAACGGAGGGCCUGACAUGGACAGCUGCCUAGUCCUUCGGAUGACACGAAAAACCGAGGUCCCGUGUACAUAUUGGAAUGCACGUAAAAGAUCUGGCAGUUGGAAUUCGAUAUAAGAGUAGGCGAUAGUGACCCUGCCGGGCAAAAUAUCCCUCAUAGCACACUGUAUGGCGUAUGCCCGUCUUCAUUAGCCCAGUUUAGGAGCAGAACAGCAGGACGUUAAACCCCAUUUCAUUUCAUUUAUAUCUUGUGACCUUUGACUAGACUUGAAGUUGGCCUUAUCAAAUAGUUCUAACCAUGUUUAUGAGUAUAUUUUGUAUAUUGUUUGUAUAUUUUGUGUAUUAUCUACAUGUAGAUAUAGAAUUAUAGUACAAAUUACUUCUAGUGUGUAUGUCUACAUAUAUGGUAGAAUCUGUUGAUAAUAAAUUAAACAUGCAUUAUGCAAGAGCAAAAUCUGCAUAUUACAAGUCUUUCUUUAGGCCUGAAAUGUUAUCUAAAUUAUCAAUUAGACAUUAAUUAACUUAUCCAGACCAUAAUAAACUCUCGAUGUCAAGGCUAGCCUUCGAUGUUGGCUGGAUUAGAUUCCUAUAUUGAUAAUUAAAUCAAUAAAAGCGGAUAAUCGAGACUAUGCUGUUUAUUUUAAUGAUU